AUGGCUACUGAAGAGGAGAGUGUAUCCAAAGAAAUGAAUAAGUGCUUAGUUUUAACCGGUUAUGGUAGCUUAGAUAAAUUACAGAUACUCAAUAGGCCUAUUGAAAAUCCUGGGAAAGGUCAAAUUAGGAUUAAAGUCGAAACAUGUGGUCUUAAUUUUUCCGACAUCAUGAUUCGACAAGGCUAUUGUAACAUCCAUCCAAAGUUACCUUGCGUACUUGGCUGUGAAGUAGCUGGUAUUAUUGAUGCAGUCGGCGAAGAAGUUAAUAAUUUUACGGUCGGAAUGCGGGUCAUUGGCAUUUGUAUAAACCAUCAAGGUUGGAGUUCUUGGGUUAAUUUGGAUGCGGAUCUAGCUUUUGCCAUGCCUGAACAGAUGACAUUUGAAGAAGGAGCUGCGAUACCAAUGAAUUACGUUAUCGCUUAUUUAUUGCUAUUUAGACUUGGCGGAAUACAAGAAGGGCAAACCGUUUUAUGCCAUUCUGCAGGCGGUGGUGUGGGCUUUGCUGUUGGACAAUUAUGCCAAAAAAUACCAAAUAUCACACUUUUUGGGACUAGUUCUGCAUCUAAGCAUGAAGCAGUUAAAGCGAACGGGUAUUCUCAUGUUAUCGAUUACAGAACACAAGAUUACGUACAGGAGAUUCGCAAGUUAGCUCCAGAUGGUAUCGAUUUGGUUUUAGAUUCACUGGGUGGCAUCGAAAGUAAACGAAAUUAUGAUCUCACAGCAGUUCUUGGUAGACAUAUCAUAUUUGGUGCUUCAACAUCUAUCUCGGGUGAAAAUCGUAGUAUUAUGAAAAUGGCCAAAAUGUGGUGGAAUAAUUCUAAUAAAAUCCCAAUACAAUUAGCAACGGAAAAUAAAUCGAUUGGCGGAAUUAAUUUUAGUACUGUCAUGCAAAAGUACCAUGGAAAAUUUCUAACUAAAGCAAUGCAAGAUAUUUUGCUGUGGUACGAUGAGGGCGUUGUUAAGCCCAAUAUUGAUUCCGUCUAUGCUUUAGAAGACUAUGCAGAUGCUUUCCAGCAACUAAUGCAGCGUAAAAAUAUUGGCAAAGUUUUAUUGUCACCUAGUAAAGCACCCGCCGUUAACAUUUCAUCUGCAGCUGCAUCAGUAAUCGAUGAACCAGAGGAGAUAUUAGAAGAGGACUCAGAUAAAAAAGAUGAAAAUGCGAACAUACAGACACCAAAGGAAACUGAGAAUGAUGAGAAUCAGUGA
Messenger RNA from Trichoplax adhaerens, 1206 nucleotides. RefSeq lists its product as uncharacterized. Gene Ontology annotation, molecular function: oxidoreductase activity. The transcript has 9 exons. The record is from RefSeq and is a predicted model, not a curated record. Bases 1 to 1206 code for a protein of 401 amino acids. NCBI's taxonomy places the organism in Eukaryota, Metazoa, Placozoa, Uniplacotomia, Trichoplacea, Trichoplacidae.